GAUUGGAUUCGACUCGACUCAAGAAAAGAAAAGCAGGAGAGACACAAAAGAAAAAAAAAAGAAGAAACCCUAGCUCGCCGGAGCACCGCCGCCGUCGAGGCCUCCGGUUCCCCGGAAUCCCAACCGCUGGUCCUGUGCGGAGUUGCGGGGUGGUUCACGGCGGGUUCGCUAUGGCCGCGUCGUCGCCGGCAUCCAGCGGGAAGGCGGCCAGCGACUCGUCGGCACCCGCGGUCGCGGUCGCCAACGGCAAUGGGACGACGCCGCAGAAGCUGCCCCCGGCGUCCGCCUUCGACAUGCCCAAGCCCAACCUGCGCGGCCUCAACAAGCCCAAGUGCAUCCAGUGCGGCAACGUUGCGCGCUCGCGGUGCCCGUUCCAGUGUUGUAAGAGCUGCUGCUACAAGGCUCAGAAUCCUUGCCACAUUCAUGUUCUGAAACAGAACAACACAUUGCCAGAUAAGCCACCUCUGUCAACAGCUCCUCUGUCAGAGCAACCAUCAGCUAAUAUACCUUCAACCGGUUCAUCAAGGUUGGCUUCUCUGCAAAGGCUUCCCCAUCAUUUCCUGAAUUCCCUCCGAACAAAGAAGUCCCUUGCCAAAAAGGAUGUUAUGGGCAUAAACAAGUGGAGGUUUGAGAAGCUAAAAGAACAUAUCCAAGGAGACAUCGAUGCUGAAAAUGAAGCGUAUGAAAGGUAUACACAGAAUGUUGGGUUACUGGAGGAAACGUUCGGUCUUACAGAAGAUGCUGCUGAUGAACCUGAACCUGAAGCAACUUCUUCAGAAGAGAGGAUGGAAACAUUGGUUUCCGAGGCAAAGGUGAGGCUGAAAUCGGACUCUGCAAAUGCAGAUGGCUUCCGGGACAGGAUUGCUACUAUUUUGGACCAGAAGAUAAAGGAAUUGCUAGAAAGCAAAAGCACCUACGAGGAUGACAACCCUCCUGACCAAAAUCCAGAUGACCAUCCAAAGCCUGUCAAGUUAUCCAUCAAGCAGCAAAUGGAGAGAGGUGCAAAGAUGACUGAGCUCCUUGCUAAGAUGAUAAGAGCACAGAGUGAGGUUGAUCUGAAGAUCUGCUCUGGUAUUGCGGCGCAGCUGUUUGGAAAGAAGAAUGAAUUGAGCAACCAAGAAUCUGUUGCAUCUGUUACGAUUCCUUAUUCUUUUCCAAAGCUCUGGACUAGGGUGGAGAUUGAUGAUGCCAUGAUGUGUAAGAUCAACGGCGAAUUUUCGUCUUCGACAGAGGUAAUGCAGCUAUAAACCUGGAAUUAAUCUGUUCAGACCCAAUGCUUGUCUACACUAGAAGAACAUGGUUGAACCACAGCUUCUUUUCUGCUUAACCUACUGUUCGUUUAAUGUAAGCAAUUGUAAUUGUUUUCAUCAGAGACAAAAACCAUGAGAGCAACACAGUAGUUUGACCAGUUUGUAUUAAACCAUGACAUGAGAGCAAUACAGUAGUAUAGUUGUUUUUCUUUA
Oryza sativa Japonica Group (Japanese rice) is the source of this 1463-nucleotide messenger RNA. RefSeq lists its product as uncharacterized. NCBI's taxonomy places the organism in Eukaryota, Viridiplantae, Streptophyta, Magnoliopsida, Poales, Poaceae. The record is from RefSeq and is a predicted model, not a curated record.